This is a messenger RNA of Branchiostoma floridae (Florida lancelet), 464 nucleotides long. Its product is annotated as NADH dehydrogenase [ubiquinone] 1 alpha subcomplex subunit 7-like. The record is from RefSeq and is a predicted model, not a curated record. Gene Ontology annotation, biological process: mitochondrial electron transport, NADH to ubiquinone; ATP synthesis coupled electron transport. The coding region runs from base 95 to 427 and encodes 110 amino acids. The transcript has 4 exons. Gene Ontology annotation, cellular component: mitochondrial inner membrane. Lineage: Eukaryota; Metazoa; Chordata; Leptocardii; Amphioxiformes; Branchiostomatidae.
AAAGCCACUUAAAGUCGAAAAUUGCACCAAUAAAAGCAUCACAGCCUUUGUUAUGAAACAGUAACGAUCUGUCCCUGACAUUGUAAGGUCCAAGAUGGCGACUGCUAGUCCGUUCAUCAGGUCGCUUAGAAACUGGUUCGCAGGGGGGGCACGACAGUUGCAACUGAGAUAUGCUGAAGACGUGGCCACCAGAUCACCCCCUCCAGCCAAUCUACCAGAAGGCAUCAGCCAUAAGCUGUCAGAUAACUACUACCUAACCAGGGAUGGGCGUCGCCUGAUGACUCCACCCGAGGUGGUCUACGGACAGAGAAAACUCAUCGCAGAGGGAGAAAGCGCUGAAGAAGCCGCUCCACCGAAAGCGAAAAGACCGCCCAUUCCUGGGGAUGGACUUUCCUAUGAGUGGAAGGAGAUGCCGCCGCUGCAGUAAACAUAAACAUAAACAAAUACAUAUAGAUGCUGAUCAA